ACAUCCUGUGAACACAAACUAACAAAACUCUCAUUACAACUCGCACCGCGGAUAAGAAACCUUUGUAGGCUAGGACGCUGUUUAAAAAUCUUGCCACCAUCGGGAACUGUGGUGUCGCCUCGUAGUCAUCAGAGAGAGCUAAAAACCAUAAACACAGCUUACAAUAUGCAUGAGGUUCAGUAACACCUAUAUUCAUCACAAUGUCACGCCUGUUCUUCGAGCUCUUGUUCCUUACUCUCUGCUUGAGCCGGUCGCACUCGAUGAUGAUCAGAAACGACGCGCUCAUCUCCAAGAUGGUGUCAGACUUCCAGAAGGACAACACAAUGGCGUCCAACGCGCCGCGGCCCGAGCAGCCGCCCUCGCAGCCGCAGCCCAAGAACGUGCUCACCCUCAUGCAGAACGUCUUGUGCAAGAACUUCCCCUCCAUUCCCUGUGACAUGAUAGUGGAAGACGAAACGCUCAGGAAACUCAUCGAGAGGUCCAUUCAACAGCUCAAGUACAAGAAGUUAUCCAUGGAGAAAACCACGCCCAUGCCAGGAUACCAUCUAACUUUAUUCCCCACCAUAAACAGCGAAGAUCUGUCAAAUUUUCUUCAGGUUAGCGACACCGGGUACUACACCAAAACAAAGCCAGAAAAAUCCAGAGUCAGAAAACACAAGAAACGGCUCGCGAAGAUUAACCUGGAGCAAACACAGGACGGCGAGACCAAGAAAAAAGGAAAAGGAAAGAAAGAAAGCUCCAGAACAACACUGUACAACGGCCGCAAGAAGAUCAGAAAGUUUUACCCUCACAAGAUAAAGUACAAAGACAAGAUGAAGGGCAGGAAGGAUUUCGGCGACUAUUCGGAAGAAAAGCUGUCGAUGUCCGUGGAGGUGCCCGACAUGAACGUGGGCGGCAGGAAGCGCAUCAACUUCAAGGUGGAGCCCGCGGACCCGCCCGUGUGGCGGAUAGACUACAUGAAGCACGGCGAGCCCAGCCUCAACAUGUUCGGCUACGAGCCCGACCGCCUCAAGGAGAAGCUGGUCAAGUCCGGGCCCAGCGUCAUGGUCUCCGAGAGCAUCCUGGAGCAGGCCUCGCGCAAGGACGUGCUGCACCCCGACGUCUACAUCAAGAAGAACUUCAUCAGGAAAAAUGCUCUGGAAAUGAACUCUGGCGCCAUCGACUAGACCAUCACUGUUCUUGAUUAAACCUUUUAGUUCUAGGGUA
This is a messenger RNA of Trichoplusia ni (cabbage looper), 1206 nucleotides long. RefSeq lists its product as uncharacterized. The transcript has 3 exons. The coding region runs from base 201 to 1166 and encodes 321 amino acids. Lineage: Eukaryota; Metazoa; Arthropoda; Insecta; Lepidoptera; Noctuidae. The record is from RefSeq and is a predicted model, not a curated record.